Saccharomyces mikatae IFO 1815 is the source of this 1527-nucleotide messenger RNA. RefSeq names its product Fus1p (gene FUS1). Gene Ontology annotation, molecular function: protein binding. NCBI's taxonomy places the organism in Eukaryota, Fungi, Ascomycota, Saccharomycetes, Saccharomycetales, Saccharomycetaceae. The coding region runs from base 1 to 1527 and encodes 508 amino acids. The record is from RefSeq and is a predicted model, not a curated record. The transcript has a single exon.
AUGCAGACGACAACGACUGUGUUGACAACGGUAAUCAGGAAGUCUUCUAGUUCAGGAUCAAGUUCUAUAUCUUCACAAACUGGCCUUUCUACGGCUGCAACAACAGUAACGACAGUAGCAACAUCUCUACACUCUGUCCCAUCAAACCUAUUAUUUUCAAAUGUUGCAGCUCAGCCGAAGUCCUCUUCAGCAGGCACAAUUGGCCUUUCGAUUGGGUUGCCCAUCGGAAUAUUCUGUUUUGGAUUACUGGUACUUUUGUGUUUUUUUUACCUCAAAAGAAAUUCGAUGUCAAUCUCAAAUCCACCUAUGUCAGCCACGACCGCAAGUGAGGAAGAGCGUGGUCGUCGUACCAAUUGGUUUUCACGCCUAUUCGGGUUGAGUAAAUCAGAGCAUGAAGACUCUUAUUCUGGUCGUGACAUUGAGAAGUAUAACGACACUCAAUGGACAUCUGGGGAUAACAUGUCUUCGAAAAUACAAUACAAAAUCUCCAAGCCUAUAGUGCCGCAACACAUACUGACACCCAAGAAAACGGUUAAAAACCCAUAUGUUUGGUCGAACCAAAACAUAUCACUAGAUCCCAAAGUCAAUGAAAUGGAGGAAGAGAAAUUUGUGGACACAUUUUUGUAUACUAAACCACCGAAUAUUGUCCAUAUUGAAUCCAAGAUGCCCUCGUAUAAUGAUCUACCUUCUCAAAAAGCUGCUUUAUCAAAUAAGCCUUCAUUGAAAACAGGCGAGAAAUGGAACUAUGAAUCUCCACUAUCCAGAUGGUUCUUGAGGGGUUCUACAUACUUCAAGGAUUACGCCUUAUCAAAGUCAUCCUUAAAGACGCCAACUGCUGCCCCACAACUAAAGCAAAUGAAAAUACUUUCCAGAAUAAGCAAAGGUUACUUUAAUGAGUCAGAUAUACUGCCAGAUGAGCGGUCACCCAUUUUAGAGUACAGUAAUACUACUCUGCGGGCAAAUGAAAGUGUAAAUGACUUGGGUAAUACAACACCAGAUUCACAAGUCACAUCUUAUCGCAACAGUAAUAUCGAUCUAGUUAUGGCGAGACCUAAUUCAGUGAUUUACGGUACCACUAUACAACAAAACCUGGACACUAACUUCAGUGAUGGCCACGAUAGCAAUAGUAAAAUUGAGAAACACGAAUUGAUAAUACCCACAGCAUCAAAAAAACCACACAAAAAAAGAAAAAAGAGAAGACAAAGUAAAAUGUACCAACAGUUGCAGUAUCUGUCAUGUUCCAAACCAUUACCACUCACUCCGAAUUCUAAGUCCAAUGAAGAAGCGAGUGUCCAGCUGGGGAAGACCUACACAGUUAUACAAGAUUAUGAACCUAGAUUGACUGACGAAAUCAGCAUCACUUUGGGAGAAAAAGUUAAAAUUCUAGCUACACAUACUGAUGGAUGGUGUCUGGUAGAGAAGUGCAAUGUGCCCAACGGUCGUGUUCAUGUCAGUGUUGAUGAUAAAAGAUACCUUAAUGAGGAUAGAGGUAUUGUACCUGGUGACUGUCUUCAAGAAUACGAUUGA